AUGGCCAAGGACGACGUUUUGUCCGCAGGGAAUGCCAUUGCGGAUAUCGAACGCCAGAAUUCUGUGUCAAUGGGCAAGGCAACCAACAAUGCGAAAUCAGCUGCUGAAGCGGAGCAUAAGAUGACCUUGCUACAAGGUAUCAGAACUUAUCCCAAGGCGAUCGCGUGGAGUGUUCUCAUCUCCACAUGUAUCGCGAUGGAAGGUUAUGAUAUCAGUCUGGUCAAUAAUUUCUAUGCAUUUCCGCAAUUCACACAAAAGUACGGCGAAUUGACGUCAGAUGGCUCCUAUCAAGUACCAGCUGCGUGGCAAGCUGGCCUCAGCAACGGCGCCUAUUGUGGAGAAAUCAUUGGCCUCUUUAUCAACGGAUGGGCUUCGGAGCGAUUCGGGUACCGCUAUACAAUUAUGGCUUCCCUAGUCCUGAUCACGGCAUUCACGGCAAUCUUUUUCACUGCGCCAAACAUUCAAACCCUGCUUGCAGCGGAAAUCCUCGCCGGAGUUCCAUGGGGCAUUUUUCAAACGCUCACAGUGACCUAUGCUUCUGAAGUUUGCCCUGUCGUUCUAAGAGGAUAUCUCACGUCAUACGUCAAUUUCUGCUGGGGACUAGGGCAACUUGUGGGUAUUGGAGUCAUCAAAGCAAUGCUAAAUCGGGAUGAUCAAUGGUCAUACAAGAUUCCAUAUGGAUUGCAAUGGAUGUGGCCAGUUCCUCUCUUUAUUGCAAUUUAUCUCGCCCCGGAAUCACCAUGGUGGUUGGUCAGAAAGAAUAGGGACGAAGAUGCGAAAAAGGCACUCCUACGCCUCACGAAUCCUGACCGAAAUGUGGAUUUCAAUGCGGACGAAACUAUUGCCAUGAUACGUCAUACUACAGAUCUUGAAGCGAAGCUUUCGGAGGGAGCUUCAUACCUUGAUUGUUUCAAAGGGGCCAAUUUACGGCGGACAGAGAUCGUUUGUCUUGUGUGGGCUAUUCAGAACCUCAGCGGCAAUUCCUUUUCCAAUUACUCCACAUACUUCCUGGAACAGGCAGGAUUAUCAGCAUCCAAUUCCUAUUCAUUCGCGAUGGGACAAUAUGGAAUUAACAUGGUUGGUGUACUUGGGGCAUGGCUCCUCAUGUCUUUUGGAAUCGGUCGAAGAACGCUAUAUCUCUAUGGCCUCUGCGGACUAUGCACUAUCCUGGUUUUGAUUGGUUUCCUUGGCCUGGUUCCUAGUACACAUAAGGAUCAAGCAUCACUCGCAACAGGCUCAAUGAUGCUCUGCUGGGCAUUAUUCUACCAGCUUUCGGUCGGAACUGUGGCCUAUUCGCUCGUGGCAGAGAUCUCCACUCGUCGACUGCAAAUCAAGACUGUGGUGCUCGGUCGAAUUCUAUACAAUGUUGUUGCUAUCAUCUGUGGUGUGUUGACUCCCUAUAUGUUGAACCCUGCCGCCUGGGAUUGGAGUAAUUAUGCAGGGUUUUUCUGGGGAGGAAUUUGCUUCCUUUGUGUUGUAUACACGUUUUUCCGAGUUCCAGAAACAACUGGUCGCACCUUUGCUGAACUUGAUAUGCUGUUUGAAGAGAAAGUGUCGGCCAGAAAGUUUGCCAGCACCCAAGUUGAGGUAUAUGAAGAACAGGUGGAAGUGUGGGAGCACAAUGUCAAAGAAUGA
Messenger RNA from Penicillium samsonianum, 1635 nucleotides. Its product is annotated as Major facilitator superfamily domain general substrate transporter. Gene Ontology annotation, molecular function: carbohydrate:proton symporter activity. Lineage: Eukaryota; Fungi; Ascomycota; Eurotiomycetes; Eurotiales; Aspergillaceae. Gene Ontology annotation, cellular component: membrane. The transcript is spliced from 2 exons. The record is from RefSeq and is a predicted model, not a curated record. Gene Ontology annotation, biological process: carbohydrate transport; transmembrane transport. The coding region runs from base 1 to 1635 and encodes 544 amino acids.